Agelaius phoeniceus (red-winged blackbird) is the source of this 1378-nucleotide messenger RNA. NCBI's taxonomy places the organism in Eukaryota, Metazoa, Chordata, Aves, Passeriformes, Icteridae. The record is from the annotation of a RefSeq genome assembly.
AUGCUAAAAAUCAUCAUCCCAACCGCAACACUUCUCCCCCUAGCCCUACUAUCCCCACGCAAACACCUAUGAACCAACGUUACGCUAUAUAGCCUACUAAUCGCCACUGCCAGCCUCCAAUGACUCACACCCACAUACUACCCAAACAAAAGCCUAACCCCAUGAACAUCAAUCGACCAAAUCUCCUCUCCCCUACUAGUCCUCUCAUGCUGGCUCCUUCCUCUAAUGAUCAUAGCAAGCCAAAAUCACCUAGAACAAGAACCCAUCAAUCGUAAACGAGUCUUCGCCUCAACAUUAAUCCUAGCCCAACUAUCCAUCCUCCUAGCCUUCUCAGCCUCCGAACUAAUGCUCUUCUACAUCGCAUUCGAAGCCACCCUCAUUCCCACGCUCAUCCUCAUCACACGAUGAGGAAGCCAACCAGAACGCCUAAACGCUGGCAUCUACCUCCUAUUCUACACCCUCGCCAGCUCACUCCCACUAUUAAUUGCCAUCCUACACCUACAAAACCAAAUCGGCUCACUAUACCUCCCAAUACUCAAACUAUCACACCCAACACUAAACUCCUCUUGAUCCAGCCUAACUGCAAGCCUAGCCCUCCUACUAGCCUUCAUGGUUAAAGCCCCCUUAUACGGCUUACACCUAUGACUUCCCAAAGCUCACGUAGAGGCCCCAAUCGCCGGCUCCAUGCUUCUAGCAGCUUUACUCUUAAAACUUGGAGGAUACGGCAUUAUACGAAUCACAAUCCUAGUAAACCCAUCAUCAAACAACCUCCACUACCCCUUCAUCACCCUCGCCCUAUGAGGAGCAGUAAUAACCAGCGCCAUUUGCUUACGCCAAAUUGACCUGAAAUCACUAAUUGCCUACUCAUCUGUCAGCCACAUAGGACUUGUCAUUGCCGCAACCAUAAUCCAGACCCAAUGAGCAUUCUCAGGAGCAAUAAUCUUAAUAAUCUCACAUGGCUUAACCUCCUCAAUACUAUUCUGCUUAGCCAACACCAACUAUGAACGAACCCACAGUCGAAUCCUCCUACUCACACGAGGACUCCAACCCCUCCUACCACUUAUAGCCACUUGAUGAUUAUUAGCUAACCUAACAAACAUGGCUCUUCCCCCAACAACAAACCUCAUAGCAGAACUAACCAUUGUAGUAGCGCUUUUCAACUGAUCCGCUCUGACAAUCAUCCUAACAGGAGCUGCUAUCCUACUUACCGCCUCAUACACCCUAUACAUACUAAUAAUGACACAACGAGGCCCCAUCCCAUCCCACAUCACAUCAAUCCAAAACUCCUCCACACGAGAACACCUCCUAAUAGCCCUACACAUAAUUCCAAUAAUCCUCCUAAUCUCCAAACCCGAACUGAUCUCCGGUAUCCCUAUAU